This is a messenger RNA of Larimichthys crocea (large yellow croaker), 594 nucleotides long. RefSeq names its product ubiquitin like 5 (gene ubl5). NCBI's taxonomy places the organism in Eukaryota, Metazoa, Chordata, Actinopteri, Sciaenidae. Gene Ontology annotation, molecular function: protein binding. Gene Ontology annotation, biological process: protein modification process. The transcript is spliced from 5 exons. The record is from RefSeq and is a predicted model, not a curated record. Bases 148 to 369 code for a protein of 73 amino acids.
GCAUGUCGCUCAUGAGUGCGCACGUUUUAUUGGCCGAGAGGCUACAACACGCAAACUAAAUCGGCUUUACGGUAAAACAGGACGGAGAGCUUUCGAGAAUAAAGACGGAUUGUUUGUGUCUUUGCUGUGAAUUUACAGACGCUGAAGAUGAUCGAGGUGGUGUGCAACGAUCGUCUGGGCAAGAAAGUCCGAGUCAAGUGCAACUCUGAGGAUAGCAUUGGAGAUCUGAAGAAGCUCAUCGCCGCCCAGACGGGAACACGACACGAUAAGAUUGUUUUAAAAAAAUGGUAUACUAUAUUCAAGGACCACGUGACUCUGGGUGACUACGAAAUUCACGAUGGGAUGAACCUAGAGCUGUACUACCAGUAGAUCAGAGGAAGACCACACACACACACACAUGCAUUCGCUGGAGCGUGUCACAGGAAACCACCAUGACCAGACAAUACAAGAAAGAAGUAUCCCCAGAGAAGAAAACACACCGGCAUCUCGCUUUUAGCUCCAAAUUUUUGCUCACAAAUUAUGUGACAAACACAUUGUUGUUCUACAUUUUUUUGUUUUGAUAUUUUGAAAUUAAAGCAGACAUUUAUUGACCUA